AUGUGCAAAGAAUUUGACAAUGCAUUUAAGAUUACCUCAACCCUUACCCAUCAUCACAGAUUUCACACUGGGCAUGGGCCUAGUAAAUAUAGAGAAUGUGGUAAAGCUUUUAGCCAGUCUUCAGAUUUCAAUGAAUAUCAGCAAAUGUAUACAGGAAAGAAUAUUUUCCAAUGUAGCGAAGGUGACAGUGCCUUUAUAGGGUCCUGUAUACUUGUACACAAUCACAGAAUUCAUACUGGGGAAAAGCAUUAUGAGCAUAGAGAAUGUGGAAAAGUUUUUAGGUGGUCCUCAACCUUUACUUGUCAUCAGGGAGUUCAUACUGCAGGGAAACCGUAUAAAUAUAUACAAUAUGACAAAGCAUUUACACAGUUUUCAAACCUUACUUGCCACCAAAAUGUUCGCAGUGGAAAGAACUCUUAUAAAUGUACACAUUGUUGGAAAGUAUUUCGAUUCCCCUCAACCCUUACUCAACAUCAGAAAAUUCAUACUGGAGGGAAGCCUUAUGAAUGUACACAGUGUGGCAGAACCUUUAGCCAGACUAGAUACCUGACUGAAUAUCAGAGAAUUCAUACUGGAGAGAAGCCUUAUGAAUGUACACAGUGUGGGAAAGACUUUAGGCAGCAGAUAACAUUGAUUCAACAUCAGAAAAUUCACACUGGAGAGAAGCCAUAUAAAUGUACACCAUGUGGGAAAUCCUUUAGGCACCUGGCAACACUUAUUAAUCAUCAGAGAAUGCAUACUGGCGAGAAGCCUUAUGAAUGUACACAAUGUGGGGAAACCUUUAGUCAGACUAAAUACCUGACUCAACAUCAGAACAUUCAUUCUGUAAAGAAACCUUAUGAAUGUAAACAAUCUGGGAAAGCCUUUAGACACCCGGGAACCCUUACUCACCUUCAGAGAAUUCAUACUGGAGAGAAGCCCUAUGAAUGUACACAAUGUGGGAAAGCAUUCAGACACCAGGGAACACUUCCUCACCAUCAGAGAAUUCAUGCUGGAGAGAAGCCUUAUGAAUGUACACAAUGUGGUACAACCUUUAGCCAGACUGCACACCUGACUCGGCAUCAGAAAAUUCAUACUGCAGAGAAGCCUUAUGAAUGUACACAAUUUGGGAAAUCCUUUAGGCACCUGACAACACUUACUAGCCAUCAGAAAAUUCAUAUUGGAGAGAAGCCUUAUGAAUGCACACAGUGUGGCAAAGCUUUUACAUGCUCCUCAACCUUUAUUCUUCAUCAGAGAGGUCAUUCUCAUGAAAAGGUUUAUGUAUGUAAAAUAUGUGGUAAAGCCUUUCACCAGUGCUGUAACCUUUCUCUGCAUCAGAAAGUUCAUAUAGGAGAGAAGCCUUGUAAGUGCUGA
Phyllostomus discolor (pale spear-nosed bat) is the source of this 1353-nucleotide messenger RNA. RefSeq names its product zinc finger protein 501-like. The transcript has a single exon. The coding region runs from base 1 to 1353 and encodes 450 amino acids. The record is from RefSeq and is a predicted model, not a curated record. Lineage: Eukaryota; Metazoa; Chordata; Mammalia; Chiroptera; Phyllostomidae.